Messenger RNA from Malania oleifera, 624 nucleotides. Its product is annotated as MYB-like transcription factor EOBI. Gene Ontology annotation, molecular function: DNA-binding transcription factor activity; sequence-specific DNA binding. Gene Ontology annotation, cellular component: nucleus. Lineage: Eukaryota; Viridiplantae; Streptophyta; Magnoliopsida; Santalales; Ximeniaceae. Bases 1 to 624 code for a protein of 207 amino acids. The record is from RefSeq and is a predicted model, not a curated record. Gene Ontology annotation, biological process: regulation of DNA-templated transcription. The transcript has 4 exons.
AUGCUGCGGAGAUUGUGCAGAUCACCAGAUGUUGCAAUGCAGAAGGGUCCUUGGACUCGCGAAGAGGAUAAGCUGCUUAAAGAAUAUGUAAGCCAGCAUGGGGAAGGCAGAUGGACUUCCGUGGCUAAGUCUGCAGGGUUGAACAGAAGUGGGAAGAGCUGUAGGCUAAGGUGGGUUAAUUACCUUAGACCUGGUCUUAAGAGAGGCCAAAUGACUUCUCUUGAAGAAGCCAUCAUCAUAGAACUGCAUGCUCUGUGGGGAAACAAGUGGUCAACAAUUGCUCGGUACUUGCCGGGGAGAACAGACAAUGAGAUAAAGAACUACUGGAGGACCCACUUCAAGAAGAGAGAGAUUAACACCAGCUGGAGGCAGAGGCAAGACAAGCAAGAAAUUAGAUCAGCCAACGAAGUUGUAAAACAGCAACAGCAAUGCCAAGAUGAAGCUGGCGAUGGCAUGAUUAUGAAGGAGGCCGCACAAGGCGAUCAGGUUGCGGCAUAUCCUAAUUACUGGGAGGAUCAAUGGCCCGUGGAUGUGAUGCUCCAAGAGGAUCCGCAUACAGCGGAGGAUGACGGCAGCUUGUGGGGUGGUUUGUGGAACCUAGACGACCCCACCAUGGCUGCAUAG